Molecule: messenger RNA, 5927 nt
Organism: Sorex araneus (European shrew)
Lineage: Eukaryota; Metazoa; Chordata; Mammalia; Eulipotyphla; Soricidae
Product: prohibitin-2-like
Exons: 1
Coding region: 3700-4662 (320 amino acids)
Biological process (GO): mitochondrion organization
Cellular component (GO): mitochondrion; membrane
Source: RefSeq, a predicted model, not a curated record
UCAGGGAGAAGAUUAAGGGAAGCCACACUGGUAGCACUGCGGGGGCAGGAUGGUAGCUGAUGCCCUCCCACCUGGGGGCGACAAUGCAGGUAGGAAGAAGUGAAGAAGUGGGGCUGGAGCGAUAGCACAGUGGGUAGAGCAUUUGCCUUGCACGUGGCCGACCCGGGUUCGAUUCCCAGUAUCCCAUAUAAUCCCCUGAGCACUGCCAGGAGCAAUUUCUAGAUGCAAAGCCAGGAGUAACCCCUGCACAUUGCCAGGUGUGACCCAAAAAGAAAAAAAAAAAGAAGUGAAGAAGUGAUCAGAUGUGGGGUCUGUUGGAAGACAAAGCCAGUGAGGGGUCAGGGAGAUAGGACAGUGGGUAGGGUGUUUGCUUUGCAUGAGGCAGACCUGAGUUUGAUCUCCGGCAUUCCGUAUGGUCCCCCAAGCACUACCAGGAGUAAUUACUGAGUGCAGAGUUAGGAGCAAUCCCUGAGCAUCUCUGGGUGUGCCCCCCAAAAAAGAUAGUGGCUUUCUAUAUGGGCUAAUUAUGGGGUGGAAAGGACAGGAUUAGGGUCCUGGAUUAGGGCCUGAGCAGCUCAUGCAAGAGUUGUCUAUUCAUUGCAGGUCAAGUUCAUUGUGCUAAUCAGACCUAAAGUAGAGAUGUCAAGUAGUCAGGAGGUGAGCAGGGCCAGGGAGAGCUCAAAGGACUGGUGCCGGGUACGAUCUGGCAUCACAGUGUCCCUGAGCAUGGCUGGGAACAAGCCCUGAGCAGUGAGCCAGGAGUAACCCCCAAGCACCAUCAGGUAUAGCAACACCCCAAAAUCAAUUAUGCAGCCAUGCAUCACUUAAUGACAGUCUGGUCAAUGACAGAUCACACAGAUGAUGGUGGUCUGGGCAGGUGACAGCCUGACAGCACCUCUCAGCCCAGAUGUAUAGCAGGCUAGACCAUCUCUCAGCCCAGAUGUAUAGCAGGCUAGAUCAUCUCUCAGCCCAGAUGUAUAGCAGGCUAGACCAUCUCUGAGCCCAGAUGUAUAGCAGGCUAGACCAUCUCUCAGCCCAGAUGUGUAGCAGGUUAGACCAUCUCUCAGCCCAGAUGUGUAGUAGGCUAGACCAUCUCUCAGCCCAGAUGUGUAGUAGGCUAGACCAUCUCUCAGCCCAGAUGUGUAGUAGGCUAGACCAUCUCUCAGCCCAGAUGUGUAGUAGGCUAGACCAUCUCUCAGCCCAGAUGUGUAGUAGGCUAGACCAUCUCUCAGCUCAGAUGUGUAGCAGGCUAGACCAUCUCUCAGCCCAGAUGUGUAGCAGACUAGACCAUCUCUAAGCCCAGAUGUGUAGAAGGCUAAAUUAUCUCUGCAGCUAAGAUUUGUGGCAGGCUAGAUCAUCUCUACAGUUCAAAUGUGUAACAGUCUAGACUACCUCCACAGUCCAGAUGUGUUGGUACACAUGUGUGGUAGCUAGACCAUCUCUACAGUUCAAAUGUGUAACGAGCUAGACCAUCUCUCAGCCCAAGUGUGUAGCAGGCUAGACCAUCUCUCAGCCCAAGUGUGUAGCAGGCUAGACCAUCUCUCAAUUCAGGUGUGUAGCAGGUUAGACCAUCUUUCAGCCCCAGUGUAUAGCAGGCUAGGUCAUCAGUGUUGCUGUGGUAGACACUAGGAUGCCUCCACAUAGUGGACUCACCAGCUGAUGCCCUUCUCCCCUUCUCAAAAGAGUCCCCCCAGGGGCUGAAGCGAUAGCACAGUGGGUAGGGCAUUUGCCUUGCACGCGGCCGACCCAGGUUCGAUUCCCAGCAUCCCAUAUGGUCCCCUGAGCACCGCCAGGAGAUAUUCCUGAGUGCCUGAGCCAGGAGUAACCCCUGUGCAUCAGCAGGUGUGACCCAAAAAGCACACACAAAAAAAAGAAUCCCCCCACCCACACCUGCCUGUUAAGGCCCUCGGGGCUGCACAGAUCUGAAGCGUAGCGGACACUGACAAAUGAACUGGAAGCUGGGCGUGUGCGGAGGUCACUGGCAGAGCAAGGAUUAGGGACGUGGGGGAGGAGGAGGAGGAACCCAGUGGGAGAGGAAGAAAACAGAUGCCAGGGGGAGAGCGGACAGAGGUCACUCCCGUCAGCCUGCCGUGAGCGGGACGUUGACGUCAGCUCUGUGGAGCCAGGGAGGGCUUCCGGUCACCUUGGAACAAGCUGCUCUGGGAGGGCCAGAGAGGAGCCUGGCCCAGGCAGCGGAAAGGGAGGGGCCAGCCGGGGAGACCAGGGCUGCCGAGCCGGGGAGCGCGGAUGCGAGAGGACAAGCACUGCCAGGCCAAGAGGGACCAGUAGAGAGGAGGGCAGUACGGGUAGGAUUGUAGACACAACGUGUUUACCAAGGAGCAGGGUCCAAGGCCCACUUGUAGGGGCUGGAUUUUAAAAUAAAAGUAAGGCUACUGGCUACAUUUUAGCAGAAAAUUUUAAAGAAAAGGCUAAAUGUGUACAUACAGCUACUGGGGGUUCUGAUCCUUGGGGGUGGAGAAUACAACAUAUGAACUACCCCGGCUUCUGAUUUCUGAGUGAACCCAAAGCAAGACCGCUCAUCAAAAAGCUUGUUCCUUGGGGCUGGAGCGAUAGCACAGCGAGUAGGGCGUUUGCUAUGCACACGGCCAACCCGGGUUCGAUUCUCAGCAUCCCAUAUGGCUCCCCGAGCACCACCAGGAGUAAUUCCUGAGUGCAGAGCCAGGAGUAAACCCUGUGUAUCGCUGGAUGUGACCCGAAAAGCAAAAAAAAUUUUUAAAGUUUUAGGCAAAACUCAAGUGCCAGUAGGGCUGGAGCAAUAGCAUAGUAGAUAGAGCGUUUGCCUUGCACGUGGCCGACCCAGGUUCAAUUCCCAGCAUCCCAUAUGGUCCCCUGAGCACCGCCAGGAGUAAUUCCUGAAUGCAGAGCCAGGAGGAACCCCUGAGCAUCGCCGGGUGUGACCCAAAAAGCAAAUAAAUAAAUAAAUAAAUAAAUAAACCUCAAGUGUCAGAAUACCCAUAGCAGUUUACAUUCACUGCAGCCCCAGGAGAACCAACCCGCCAUGGAUCCGUGGGAUAGGAUGGAUGGUGUCAACUAGAAACACAUUUUCCUGAAGGAAAACGGAGCUGUGAGAAGCUCAGUGCUUCAAACUCACUGGCGGGGCCAGCAGCAGCCCGGGGCUAGACGCCGGGCGCGGAGGCCACAGACGGGCCCCUUCUCACACGCAGUUCUAGAACAGAGCAGACAAUCGUCGGCCAGCGACAUGGGAGCUGCGAUUGGAUCUGGCGGGGGCGGGAAACGGGGUGUUAAAGAGGCUUGAGGAAGGCUGGGGGGGUGGGGGCACAGAACAUUCUACAUUCUAGAUUUGGUCAUUGUCCCGUAGUUGGAUUCAUGUCUCACACCCCCUGAUGUGACACGCGUGCCUCUGUGUCUGCCUUCCUCGGCUCGCAUUAAGAAGGGCCGGGGGAUGCUCACAACUGCCCGAGCCAAGUCCCCCUCGCUCCUUCGCCAGGUAAAGGACCCCAGGGCUGGACAGUAGAACUGGACACCCAGCCGAAUGGGCGACUCAGAAACACCCGUGCCCUUCCCGGGAUCCUGAACUGGAGGGGGAUGAGGACCCGGCUCUGAACUAGCCCAAGGGCUCUAAAACACUUUGGAGAACCAGAACCGCACCCCGGACGUGCGGGGGUGGGGGGGGAGGCUUUGGCAGCAGCCCCCACUGACGGCUGGUGCGGGAUCGCCAUGGCCCAGAACAUAAAGGACUUGGUGGGGCGGCUGCCCUCCGGGCCCCGGGGCACAGGCACGGCGCUGAAGCUUCUGCUGGGUGCAGGCGCCGUGGCCUACGGCAUCCACGAGUCCACGUUCACCGUGGAAGGCGGCCACCGGGCCAUUUUCUUUAACCGCCUCGGCGGGGUGCAGCAGGACCCCAUCCUGGCCGAGGGCCUCCACUUCCGGAUCCCCUGGCUGCAGUACCCCAUCAUCUACGACAUCCGGGCGCGGCCCCGGAAGCUCUCCUCCCCGACGGGCUCCAAGGACCUGCAGAUGGUGAACAUCUCCCUGCGGGUGCUGUCGCGCCCUGACGCCCUGGAGCUGCCCAGCCUGUACCAGCGCCUGGGGCUGGACUACGAGGAGCGGGUGCUGCCGUCCAUCGUCAACGAGGUGCUCAAGAGCGUGGUGGCCAAGUUCAACGCCUCGCAGCUCAUCACCCAGCGCGCCCAGGUGUCCCUGCUGGUCCGGCAGCAGCUGACGGACAGGGCCAAGGACUUCGGCCUCGUCCUGGACGACGUGGCCAUCACCGAGCUGAGCUUCGGCCGCGAGUACAUGGCCGCCGUGGAGGCCAAGCAGGUGGCGCAGCAGGAGGCGCAGCGGGCCCAGUUCCUGGUGGAGAAAGCCAAGCAGGACCAGCGGCAGAAGAUCAUCCAGGCCGAGGGCGAGGCGGAGGCGGCCCAGAUGCUGGGGGCGGCACUGAGCAGGCACCCGGGCUACCUGCAGCUGCGCAGGAUCCGGGCCGCCCGGAGCAUCGCCAAGACCAUGGCCGACUCCCGGAACCGGGUCUAUCUCGCCGCCAACAACCUGCUGCUGAACCUCCAGGAUGAAAACUUCACCCAGGAAAUCGACAAACUCCUCAAAGGUAAGGAACUGCGGUGGGGGACCCGGAACUUCACCCCGCCGGGCACGUGGUCCGCUUCCCUCCCCGGAUUCUGAGGAUCCGGGCCCACCCCAGUAUCUUUUUUUUGGGGGGGUCACACCCAGCGAUGCUCAGGGGUUACUCCUGGCUUUGCACUCAGGAAUUACUCCUGGCGGUGCUUGGGGGACCAUAUGGGAUGCCGGGGAUCGAACCCGGGUUGGCCGCAUGCAAGGCAAACGCCCUACCUGCUGUGCUAUCGCUCCGGCCCCCUGCCCCAGUAUCCUGUGAUGACCAGUGUCCAUCCCCCUGUGUGGGCGAGGCAGGGCUCGGUGACCCCUGGAUGCUGGCGCCUCCCUCAAGUCGGGCAGCCUGAACCCAUUCCCGGGAAUUCUUCAUUUUUAUUGCUUAAACUGGAAAAGCUAUAACAAUAUGGACCAGAGAGAUAGUACAGUGGGUAGGGUGCUUGCUUUGUAGGCAGCUGAACCCGGGUUCAAUCCCUGGGUAUAAGGUCCCCUGAGCACCGCCAGGAGUGGUCCCUGAGCACAGAGCCAGCUGUAAGCUCUGAGCAUCACCUGGUGUGGCCCCCAAACCAGGAGAGAAUAAAAAUCAAAACCUGGGGCUGGAGCGAUAGCACAGUGGGUAUAGGGCAUUUGCCUUGCACGUGGCCGACCUGGGUUCGAUUCCCAGCAUCCCAUAUGGUUCCCCGAGCACUGCCAGGAGUAAUUCCUGAGUGCAGAGCCAGGAGUAACAGCAUUGCUGUUGGGUGUGACCCAAAAAGAAAAAAAAACCCUGCAUAAUAAAAAAAGAACAUUUGGAGAGGUUCGAGAGAUAGUACAGUGAGGAGGGUGUUUGUCUUGCAUGUCACCAACCCAGGUUCCACCCCCAGCAUCCCAUAUGGUCCCCUGAACACUGCCAAGAGUAACUUCUGGAGGCUGGAGCAAUAACACAGUGGGUAGGGCAUUUGCCUUGCACGCACCAACCCGGGUUUGAUUCCCAGCAUCCCAUAUGGUCCCCUGAGCACUGCCAGGGGUGAUUCCUGAGUACAGAGCCAGGAGUAACCCCUGUGCAUCACCAGGUGUGACCCAAAAAGAAAAAAAAAAGUAACUUCUGAGUGCAGAGCCAGAGUAGCCCCUGAGCAUUGCCGGUGGGACCCAAAAGACAAACAAAAACCAGCUUGGAACCCCAGCUGAACCCCUCCCUAGACACCUCUGGGGUUCCCAGGAGCAAAGUCUGAAAGCCAACAACCCCCAACAAAUUGCCUUUUCGUGGCACCUAGGCACUCACUGCCAGUAGGGGAGCAAAGAGAUUGCGGGGGUCCCUCUAACCCCCGCCCCCACUGGGA